Molecule: messenger RNA, 1261 nt
Organism: Phalaenopsis equestris
Lineage: Eukaryota; Viridiplantae; Streptophyta; Magnoliopsida; Asparagales; Orchidaceae
Product: bifunctional phosphatase IMPL2, chloroplastic
Exons: 9
Coding region: 69-1061 (330 amino acids)
Biological process (GO): L-histidine biosynthetic process
Molecular function (GO): histidinol-phosphatase activity
Source: RefSeq, a predicted model, not a curated record
AACAAAAUCGCGAGAGGUUUCCCCUCCACAGUAGAAACACCACUUCUGUGGAGUUGUGUGAGAGAAGCAUGUCUUCUCAAUCUUGUUUUCUCCUCGUUUCCAGCCCCAAACUCUCUCGGCGCCUUCGCUGGCCGAAAAACAAAGACCAGCAUUCAUUUCCUGUCGGGCGGAUUCGUAGUCCGCAGAAGUGCAGGAGCAGCCGGCUGGAUUCUCGCCGAACAGUAAUGGUCAGCGCUGGCGCCGGUGCGCCAAUGAUGGAUAGAGAGAUAGACCGGUUCUCUUCGGUGGCAAACAAGAUGGCGGACGCUGCUGGAGAGGUCAUCCGGAAGCACUUCCGCCAAAACUUCGCAAUCUUUGACAAGGACGAUCUUAGUCCUGUGACUAUCGCCGACAGGGAUGCGGAGGAGUCGAUGUGCUCGAUUAUAAUGAAGAAUUUUCCAUCUCAUGCGAUUUUUGGGGAGGAGAAUGGCUGGAGAUGCAAGGAGAAUUAUGCUGAUUAUGUUUGGGUUUUGGAUCCUAUUGAUGGCACCAAGAGCUUCAUUACUGGAAAACCUCUAUUUGGCACUCUUAUUGCUCUUCUCUACAAGGGGAAACCGAUUGUUGGCAUCAUUGACCAACCUAUUCUGAGAGAGAGAUGGAUUGGGAUAGAAGGGAAACCAACCACACUCAAUGGACGGGAAGUAUCUACAAGGACCUGCAGCAAACUUUCUCAAGCCUACCUCUAUAGUACAAGCCCACAUCUUUUUAGUGGUGAGGCUGAAUUGGCUUUCAACCGUUUGAGAAAUAAGGUGAAGGUGCCUUUAUAUGGUUGUGAUUGUUAUGCAUAUGCGCUUCUAGCUUCUGGGUUUGUGGAUCUGGUCGUUGAAUCUGGGCUUAAGCCCUAUGAUUUUCUCUCACUGAUUCCAGUGAUAGAAGGAGCUGGGGGAUAUCUAACAGACUGGAAAGGAAAUAAGCUUCACUGGUUGCCAUCUCCUGACUCCCGCGUUACAAGUUUCAAUGUGGCGGCAGCUGGUGACCUCGAGAUGCACAGGCAGGCCCUGGAGGUUUUACAAUGGCGGUGAAGUAUCCAUCCCUGGAAGAUAAUAUAGCAGAUUAUUGGUCUUAUCAAUAGUUUAGAGAAUCAGACUUCUGUCCAUUGAAUACAUUGUUAGGAAUAAAAUUUGAAAAGUCAUGAUCUAAAUGCAAUUAGAACAAAAUAAAGUUCCAUAACUUUGGUUUUAUUAUUGGAAAUAAAGUUAAAUUGGUUGCACUUGCAUAUUCA